AUGGCAGGUCUUAAGGCAGGAGGGCAGAUGCCAUAUUGUGAACUAUGUAUUUCCAAGACUUGUGUCUGGACAAGGAAAGAGAUAUAUAGAGUAAGAGAACAGAGUUUAGAAUUUAUUUAUCAUAAUAUUGUAUAAAUUUUAUCUAGAGAAUUUAAACCAGUCCUCAAAUCCAAUCUCAAUUUUUUAAAGUCUAUCUUCUUUGUCAGAAUUUGUGCUGCAAACUUGCUUAUUUGAAUUAUCUCACGCAAUGCUCAGAAGAUCAUAGUUAGGUUCUCUAUAGAGGUGUCCUCUUGGAUAUCUUAGAAAUCAUUUUCUAGAUGUGCUUCAACUUUUUCUUUGGCUAUAUUUUUGUAGUUUCCAGAGCAUGUAUGUUACAUCUGCAAAAUAUCAUUCACUACUCAAGAUCCAGAUGAUAAAACAGUAUUUGGCUACGUGUGCAGACCAGCUAACCCCUCUGAAAACAAUUAUGAGCUUUAUGCUUUUAAGUCCGAAGAAGUAAGUAAAACCAAAAAGGGCCUUGUGAUAACUUAGCUGAAUUAUUAGGAAUUCAUAUAGCCUGUUUAUUUAUGGACGAGUUUACCGUGGGAAUGUUGUCUUCUUUAAAGAAAAACAAUAUGCAAGACCAGGCUUUGGACUUUGUAAGGGUUCUUUCAUCAGAACCAAUUAAGGUUGCCCGGUGAUUAAGAUGUCAGAUAGAGAGAGCUCAAGUUGUGAAAGCAAAUGGAUUUGUUUCAAGGAUUGCAGAGUGGUAGCAUAUAUAAUCUUAGAAUGGAGGCAUGUUUGACAGACAACCCCUUGGAAAUAAGUUUGAUUUGAUCCCUAGGACGUCCCUUGGCGCGGUUCUGUCUCUACAGGAAUUAGUAUCAAUCUGUUUGGUACUCAGGUUGCGUUAAAGUAGCAAAAUAACUCCUUUUCACCGUAGCGGUGAAGGUUUUAAACUUUAAGAAAAAAAGGCCGUGAAUCGACCAGAAUACCUGCAGACACUGUAAUUUCAGAAGUACAAAGAAAUUUUUUAUGACAUCAUUACAUUUGAACCCCAAAAAGUUAUCUUCCUUUGCCAAAGUUCUACGGAAGGAAAGGUAUUCCAUGUGAUACCCAAAUCAGACAGACAUAUUUCAGCAAACGCAUAAACAUUUGAGAAUGAAGGGUUCAUACGUUCUUAGUUACACAUUUCUCUUUGAUGAUUUAGGAUGAUUACAAGGGUAAAAUAUUACGAAUGUAUCGGCCAUUUUUGAAAAUGAAGUAACUAGCCAAUUUGUUUGGUGCAGUUUUACCCCUUGUCUUGGAGGUGAAAUUUCUUUCUUCAGACAAAAACCCUUCAUUUAUUAUACAGAUUACAACUUUAAGACUCUCGAGUGCAUGUCUCGAUGAGUUGCGAGCUUUUAAUAUAUUGCAUAACGUUUUUGCUCUUCAGGCCGAGGUUAUCAUUAAAACCUUGAGGAAAUAUAUAGGACCUACGACUAAUAUCAUGACAAAGGCGACCGGAUCAUUAGAUGGUAUGUACUACUGAGCCAAAGUACCCCAUGUACGUUAUUUAAUAGCUAGCCAGGUUAGUUUUGUACUACAUAAAUGACCUAUUGAUUUCCUUGUCGCCUGAGUCUGUUUUCGGGCGCGCAUCUCUUCGAUAUCAGCUCACUCUUGUGCAGGAUUGUCAUUAGUUACAAAGUGCUUAUCAUCACCAUCAUAACUUUCAUCAUUGUUAUUUUUUAUCCAUCUUGUCAAUCUAAUCAGACACAAUCCUUCACGUGACUUAAGGGCACGUGCAUAACGGAGGCGUCUAAACACUUACAUGAAGGUGCUCUGUUUAAGAGCAGUCUGAGUACACGCAGAUAAACAUCCAGUUGGAUGUUGCUAUAAGUGCCACUCAGUUUACUUAGUCAAACAACAAGUGAUGAAGGAUAACUUAAAACUGGGUUUGAUUCAUUUUUAGGUAGGAAGAAUGAUAAAAUAACAGAUGAUAAUCUUAAUGGUCUUGAAGUUGGAUAAGUGGUAGAGAUCCUCUGGCCAAUAGUAUUCAUGAUAUUUUUCAUUGUUUUAAGAGCAUCGAUGGAUCAUCUGAUUCGGUUGUAACUCGACUUCUUUUAUCAAUUGACACAGAAGCCAAAAACCUGAAAUACUCUGAUUAAUAGUCUGCCUUUGAAAAGAGUAAAUUACAAAACUAUUUACGCUUUCUUAUUCGUCUCAAUUCCUUCUUUUAACUUAAAGAAUACUCAAACUUAUCAGGUGGAUGUUUUUAUCUUGAUCAAAUGCUAAGUUCUCUUAGUAAAUAUACAGGGAAAUGUGUAGCUCUUAGAGGGGAAAAUUAACAAUCAGAUCUUGGGAGUUAAAGGGUUAAUCUAAUGAACAUUCAAAGAGGACUUCAAUUACUUGAUUGCCUUUGUUUUGAUUUAAAGUAGAAAGAGUUCUGUUUUGUUUCCUUGUCGAGUUUACGCCCCCAUUUUCCAGAUACUGUUGUUCACAGUUUGAAGUACUUACUUGGCUAGCAUUCCUGAUAAAUCAGUUACAAUUACACGAGAAUUAUACCCCUAUAGUAGUAGACCCCUUAAGUAUCGAGGCAGUUAAAGUUAGGAGAUCUAAGGAGUUAGAUCAGAGUUUUUUUUACAUAAGAUGUUUCAAGUAAUGGAAAGUUGCAGUUUUUCUAAGCCCUUAAAGACAGAAUCAGACGUGAGUUCCAGCCUAUUGUAUUUGGUUUCGUUUUCCUUUCGAUUCCGCUUCUUUUGAAAUUAGCCUUAGCCCAUUUUUUAAUCUUGUACAUCGCAAUUUCCCCUUUUAGUUUUAACGGCAUGUGUAUGAUAGUCAGAAGAUAGCAUUAAACGUUGUUGAAUCAACUUGUGUUGUCGAUUCCUACACUGUGGUUGACACUCCCCGAACUCCAGUGCACAACACCCCGUGUCCGCUGCAUUAGGUACGCGACAGUUAAACAGAGGAAAAUGCAAAUCAACCCCACGUGGCAAGCUUUUUUUUUUUAUCCUCUUAGAGUGAAAAUAAGGGAGAAAUAAUGUCCUAUGGGUAGAAGAAACUUUUAAGCUAAAGAAAGAAAUAUCCAUUUCAGAUGAUCAUAAUUUCUUAUAAUGAUAUCUUUGGACAGGAGAAUCUAAGGAACGUGUACAAUCUGCCACACAUUUAACUUCUCACCGAUCAGCAAAAUCUAAAGAUGAAGUGAAGCAGUUAGAGCAAGGAGCACGUAGAAGUAAUGGAUCUGUAGUAACAGCCAAAUAUGUCUCGGAUAGAACGUCAAGUGAAAUUUCAGAUGCUGUGAAAGUGGAUAUGGUAAAGGAAGUGUCUUCCGAACACCUUUCAGAAAAGCCGUAUGCGCACUCGCAUGCAUCCGCAAUGCCCAGAAAUGAUUUGGCAGUUAACAAAGGAAGUGGUUGGUACUUAGUAUAUUUUUGUUAAUUUUUGGAAUCAAUUAAAUGUAAAUUCAAUGCUGAUUUGUAACCAUAGUCAAACCUGUAUUAAGGGCUGGUUUUCAGUCUCGAAAUUCUGAAAAAAGAAAUAUCCAUUUCAAAUGAUCAUAAUUUCUUAUAAUGAUAUCUUUGGACAGGAGAAUCUAAGGAACGUGUACAAUCUGCCACACAAUUAACUUCUCACCGAUCAGCAAAAUCUAAAGAUGAAGUGAAGCAGUUAGAGCAAGGAGCACGUAGAAAUAAUGGAUCUGUAGUAACAGCCAAAUAUGUCUCGGAUAGAAAGUCAAGUGAAAUUUCAGAUGCUGUGAAAGUGGAUAUGGUAAAGGAAGUGUCUUCCGAACACCUUUCAGAAAAGCCGUAUGCGCACUCGCAUGCAUCCGCAAUGCCCAGAAAUGAUUUGGCAGUUAACAAAGGAAGUGGUUGGUACUUAAUAUAUUUUUGUUAAUUUUUGGAAUCAAUUAAAUGUAAAUUCAAUGCUGAUUUGUAACCAUAGUCAAACCUGUAUUAAGGGCUUGUUUUCAGUCUCGAAGUUCUGAAAAAAGAAAUAUCCAUUUCAGAUGAUCAUAAUUUCUUAUAAUGAUAUCUUUGGACAGGAGAAUCUAAGGAACGUGUACAAUCUGCCACACAUUUAACUUCUCACCGAUCAGCAAAAUCUAAAGAUGAAGUGAAGCAGUUAGAGCAAGGAGCACGUAGAAAUAAUGGAUCUGUAGUAACAGCCAAAUAUGUCUCGGAUAGAAAGUCAAGUGAAAUUUCAGAUGCUGUGAAAGUGGAUAUGGUAAAGGAAAUGUCUUCCGAACACCUUUCAAAAAAGCCGUAUGCGCACUCGCAUGCAUCCGCAAUGCCCAGAAAUGAUUUGGCAGUUAACAAAGGAAGUGGUUGGUACUUAGUAUAUUUUUGUUAAUUUUUGGAAUCAAUUAAAUGUAUAUUCAAUGCUGAUUUGUAACCAUAGUCAAACCUGUAUUAAGGGCUGGUUUUCAGUCUCGAAAUUCUGAAAAAAGAAAUAUCCAUUUCAGAUGAUCAUAAUUUCUUAUAAUGAUAUCUUUGGACAGGAGAAUCUAAGGAACGUGUACAAUCUGCCACACAAUUAACUUCUCACCGAUCAGCAAAAUCUAAAGAUGAAGUGAAGCAGUUAGAGCAAGGAGCACGUAGAAAUAAUGGAUCUGUAGUAACAGCCAAAUAUGUCUCGGAUAGAAAGUCAAGUGAAAUUUCAGAUGCUGUGAAAGUGGAUAUGGUAAAGGAAAUGUCUUCCGAACACCUUUCAGAAAAGCCGUAUGCGCACUCGCAUGCAUCCGCAAUGCCCAGAAAUGAUUUGGCAGUUAACAAAGGAAGUGGUUGGUACUCAAUAUCUUUUUGUUAAAUUUUUGGAAUCAAUUAAAUGUAUAUUCAAUGCUGAUUUGUAACCAUAGCCAAACCUGUAUUAAGGGCUGGUUUUCAGUCUCGAAAUUCUUGAACAUUGUGAUUUUCAUCUUUUUUAAGCAAUUAUGUUCACCCUUUACUUGAGUCCCAACAGCCUGUUGGUAUUGCUUCCUACCUGUAUUGAAUGGUCACUUAAAGAGGGACCACUCAAAUAAACUAAGAAUAAUCUUUCAAGAAAAAUUUAAUCCAUGUUCAUCUUCGUUAAAACAAUUAGUAGUAUUUUUGAGCAAGUUCUCGUAGAAUCAGUGGUCAAUUGUAGAAUGAAAUGGAGUUUUGUACAAAACCCUUUUUCUGUGGAACCUGCUAUUCCCUGUGGGUGACCGCUUAAUACAGGUUCAAUUGUGUAAUGCUGUUGUAAAAUUUUCAAUGGAAAUGCAUGUACUGUAGUGUUGCUGGUGACAGACUCCCUCUAAUAAGGAAGCAUCAAGAGAUGUCUCAAGUCGUCUUCAGAAUCAACCUAUUUACUGCGAGUCUUUGUAGUUUAGCAAUUUUGAAUUGUGUAUUGCAGCCAUCAGGCUGCUUAUUUAUCACGAAAUGCAGACACAGAAGAUGAUUCAGUUUACAGAGCAUUUAGGCUCAUAUUUUUCUCCCCUAUUCUGCUAAUUUUAUUUUCCCUUUGAUAUUCUCAAGUCAAAGGAUACCUGGCAAAAUAAUUUUUAAUUUUUGUUAAGUAUUGAUAUGUUUCUUAGCUAUUGCUAGAAUAAAUUUGAAGUAUAGAGAAAAUGUACAACAAAGAGCUGUAAGGAACUAAUCCAAGUGGGGACCCACUCUUACAAGGCUGAACAACAAAUGAGAUGUGCAUAGAAAAAAAACACAAUUGGCACUCUGCCCAUAGGCUUGACUAGACCUAUACAUUUUUACUCGAAGUAAAAAUUUUACUUAAGCUUGUAAAGCGAUAGAGGGUUUAGGAGGAUGUAGGAGUGGCUUUUUUAUGUGAAAGUUUAUCACAACUGUAAUGGUAAAGGUAAAGUCUGUACUCAAGCCAAGUAGCCCACUAAGCGGGAGCUUAUUCCAGUUUCCUUAACGUGAAGUGACUAGCAGCAUCACUUCACCCCCGUGAUGGGAUGCUAGCCCAAGGCAAGGUUACCCCCCAGAAUUUUAUUAAGCUUCCCUGACAACAUGCUGGUACCUAUUUACAACAUGUAUACUCCUGGGUGAAGAGAGGCACUAAGAGAAUAAAGUGUUUUGCCCAAGAUCACAACACAUUGGGCCAGGGGCCCGUUUCUUCAAAUUUCUGCCAACCUAACGGGCCUGAAGCCAUAUUUUAAGAUCAAAAGUAAGAGAAUAGAGAAGCAGGCUCUGACGCCCAAACCAGUCCACUUUGUUUCUUUAGCUGAAAGUUUUAUUGUAUAAUUCUGAAAACUUUUGAAACUCCCAUCUUGAAUGAAAACAGAACAGCGGUAUGGGCCCGUUGACAUGUGGUUACCGAGAAACAGGCCCCGGGUCUCGAACCCAGAGUCCAGCACACUAACCUUAUAGGCUAACAUGUCUUUCACGAUCACAACUAUAAUAAGGUUUGAACUGUCGACAGUUUGCAACCGGUUAAGCAUGAUUUUACUAGUGACCAGAAAUUGUUGUAAUAGUAAAAUUUUUCCUGCAGGUGGCAAUGGUAUCAUGUCAGUUGAUAACCGUUAUGGUUUGGAGGUUGGAUCUAUGGUAGAGGUUCCCAGGAUGGAGGGUGUUCCAAGAUAUGGUGUCAUUCGCUGGAUGGGAAAUAUUCCACAAGUGAAGGAAAAGCUGGUAGCAGUUCUGGAAUUGGUGAGUGAGAUUUAUCAGGCUCAGGCAGAGUAA
Molecule: messenger RNA, 6614 nt
Organism: Pocillopora meandrina
Lineage: Eukaryota; Metazoa; Cnidaria; Anthozoa; Scleractinia; Pocilloporidae
Source: the annotation of a GenBank genome assembly